CACUCUCAACACCAACAUGUUGUCAGGAUCUGUGCCCUCCUCGAUCACAAAGCUCACUGCUCUUUCUUUCUUGUAACUUGGUUCCACUUCCAUUUGAGUAAUAGUCGACCCGUCCCAACCCGACUCGUCCCGACUCUGCCGGUCAGGACUCGGCCAGGGGUGGGUCGGGCUGAGGAUUUCUUCGACCGACCAGCUUUAUGGGGUCAGGCCGGCAAAUACCCGAG
Molecule: messenger RNA, 224 nt
Organism: Closterium sp. Yama58-4
Lineage: Eukaryota; Viridiplantae; Streptophyta; Zygnematophyceae; Desmidiales; Closteriaceae
Source: the annotation of a GenBank genome assembly